GAUUUCAGGAGCAAACAGAUAGGUGGUGACCAUGUUCCGAGCAGAGACCUGGUUCCGGGCCCAACGGUACCUGUCUGCCACUGUACGGAGGAACAGCUUCUGGAGAAACCCAAAGGGCCGCCUGGCUGAUCGUGUGGCCGUGGUCACAGGCUCCACCAGUGGGAUCGGCCUGGCUGUGGCCCGGCGUCUGGCCCAGGACGGGGCCCACGUGGUGGUCAGCAGCCGAAAGCAGCCGAACGUUGACCGUGCCAUAGCCAUGUUGCAGGGCGAGGGGCUGAGUGUGUCGGGCACUGUGUGCCAUGUGGGGAAGGCCGAGGAUCGUGAGAGACUGGUGGCCAAGGCUUUGGAGCACUGUGGGGCUGUGGACAUCCUGGUAUGCAAUGCAGCGGUCAACCCCCUGGUUGGGAGCACUCUGGGAAGCAGCGAGCAGGUGUGGGACAAGGUAAGGCCUAAGGAUGGUUUAGGGUGUGAAAUGUGUCCUGAGCUAAAUUCUAAACGUCAAUGUGAAGUCCCCGGCUCUGCUUUUGAGCUUGCUGCUGCCCCAUAUGGAGAAGAGGGGGUAGGACUGACUGCAGGGCGGGAGUGGGGACUGGUGGCAUUUGGAGAGACUGAGGCACAGGAAUGGUGUCUGGAGAGACAGGGAUGUUGCUGGGAGGGUUGGAGGAAAGAAGAGGUCUCCCUGGGGUCCCCUUUUCUGUCCUCAUCUUUGCGCAGCUAUUUCCCAGAGCAGUGGUUUGGGGGAAGAGGUGAUGUUUCCAGUUCCCUGCUGGUCUGA
Molecule: messenger RNA, 775 nt
Organism: Suncus etruscus (white-toothed pygmy shrew)
Lineage: Eukaryota; Metazoa; Chordata; Mammalia; Eulipotyphla; Soricidae
Product: dehydrogenase/reductase SDR family member 2, mitochondrial-like
Exons: 5
Coding region: 32-775 (247 amino acids)
Molecular function (GO): carbonyl reductase (NADPH) activity
Source: RefSeq, a predicted model, not a curated record